GAAGGUAAAGAGAUUGUUGCUCAGCAUGUCUUAGCUGCUUUACAGGUUUAGUGAUAGGAAAUUGUAAUUAAAGAUAGACACACAAGGGGAAGCUAAAGGUUCUGACUUCUUUCAGCUUAUGGACUUUUGUUGCUGACAUGGUCUCACAGCGUCUAAAGUACCAAUGGGUUGCAAGCAUCACCGCUGUUGCCGUGGUUACCACUUUGUUGGUGUACAGAGGCAGCUUUGGUUACAGAUCAUAUAUGCCAUCUCCAUCAUCCUCAUCGUCGUCUGCCCAGCAUUCUGUUGGUCCUGUUCCAACUGUGAAAAAGCAAAAGAUCCACGCACCCCUUGUGGGCUACACAGGUCUCCUGGAUCAAAAGCCUCUGAAGAUGCACUGCAGGACUUGUGCCCUUGUGACCAGCUCUGGUCAACUAAUUGGAGGCAAGAGGGGUGAAGAAAUUGACCAGUCUGAGUGCGUCAUCCGCACAAACAAUGCCCCCGUCGUAGGCUAUCAGCAGGAUGUCGGCAAUCGCACAACCCUUCGCAUUGUAGCUCAUUCCAGCCUGUACAGGGUGCUUUUCAGGAGACAGGAGAUGGUCAUCUCAAGCCAGAACACGGUGUUCAUCUUCUGGGGACCGAACUCCAGCAUGCGACGAGAUGGAAAAGGCCAUGUUUACAACAAACUGCGGCUACUAAAGGACCAACUGCCCAAACUCAAAGUCUACACGGUUACUCCGAUCAAUAUGCUGAAGUUUGAUGAACUAUUUAAAAACGAAACAGGGAUUGACCGAAGGGGUUCCAACUCCUGGCUGAGCACAGGCUGGUUCAGCAUGGUCAUAGCUAUGGAGGUGUGUGACCAGAUCAACGUGUUUGGCAUGGUGCCUCCUGACUUCUGCAGAUCCUCAUCGCGUCGCUCCAUGCCGUAUCAUUACUAUGAGCCCUCUGGGACAAACGACUGCUCUCUGUUUCUGGCCCAUGAGAGGAGCCGACGUGGGAGGCACCGCUUCAUUAUUGAGAAGCGGGUGUUUGCAAAGUGGGCUCAAACCCACGACAUCCGCUUUUACCAGCCAGAGUGGGACCCCAAAGCCGUCGUCCGCAUGAACAGCUCGUCCUCUUCCAUUCCAGCUGGACCCUGAGACUCACUCCAGAGACAAUGAGAGACAGUGUGGAAUAUGUGAGUGGACAGUUUCCAGCAAGCAGAUUCCCUCACUGGCCUCCAUGAGACGGCAGAAGGACGGAGCAAGCUGCUGUUGUGGCUGUUGGCCGACUGCUUAAGCAGCUUGGCAGAAUUGGAUCACUGUAUAAUAGAGCAAAAAGCCUCAAUAUUAUGGAAGUGUGACUAUAACGGGAUGAAUUUCAUACAGUUAUUACCACUGCAAUACGUGCACAAUGAUUGGUUCAUUUCUAUGUGAAGGAAAAAUGCUUUUUUGGUAAUGUGAUUGUUGAAAUAAACUGUGGAAGACUAUGAAAUGUAGCUCAAAAGCACUGUUAUUUUUCAAUGUAAGAAAAAUAAUGUGAACAAUUUAAAAUGAAAUGGUC
Molecule: messenger RNA, 1521 nt
Organism: Sphaeramia orbicularis (orbiculate cardinalfish)
Lineage: Eukaryota; Metazoa; Chordata; Actinopteri; Kurtiformes; Apogonidae
Product: alpha-N-acetylgalactosaminide alpha-2,6-sialyltransferase 5-like
Exons: 5
Coding region: 138-1118 (326 amino acids)
Biological process (GO): ganglioside biosynthetic process; oligosaccharide metabolic process
Molecular function (GO): alpha-N-acetylgalactosaminide alpha-2,6-sialyltransferase activity
Source: RefSeq, a predicted model, not a curated record